GCAGCAGCAGCAGCAGCAACAAGCUGGAGUUCAAAGUUAGCAGUAAAUUGCACAACUUCCAGCUCAUCGCUACGCUCGGUGACUAUUAACAAGCUGGAAGGAGCUCAGGGAAAAAAAAAUUAGGGGAGAAGGGAACACCCUCGAAUUGUUUGGGAAUCGCUGAUGUUAUGCCGCUGGGAUCAUGGCUCCUUUUGGAAGGAAUUUAUUAAAAACCCGACAUAAAAACAGGUCUCCCAGCAAGGACAUGGCUUCAAAUGAAAGAGAGAUUGUGGUUUGGGUUUGCCAGGAGGAGAAGAUUGUAUGUGGCCUGACAAAGCGCACAACUUGCUCAGAAGUGAUUCAAGCACUGCUUGAGGAACAUCAGAAAACAUUUGGUGAGAAAAAGAUCCUUUUUGGAAAACCUAGUGAUUACUGCAUCGUAGAAAAAUGGAGAGGCUCAGAGCGAGUACUGCCUCCUUUGACAAAGAUUCUGAGACUUUGGAAGGCCUGGGGGGAAGAGCAGUCUAAUUUGAAUUUUGUGUUGGUGAAGUCAGAUGCCUUCCUCUCGUUUCCAUUGUGGAAGACAGCUGAAGCCAAGGUAAUACAAAACGUAGAAAAACAGUGGGACCUCAGUCCAGCAAAUUACAUGAAGAUGUUGCCAAUAGACAAGCAAAAGAAAAUUGUGAGGAAGACUUUCCGGAAACUGGCCAAGCUUAAACAGGACAGUGUUCAGCAAGAGAGAGACAAUAUGGAGACACUGAUUCAUCUGAUAAUUUCUCAAGAUCAUACCAUUCAUCAACAAGUCCUUAGAAUGAAGGAACUGGAUAUGGAAAUUGAAAAAUGUGAAGCGAAAUUCCAUCUAGAUCGUGUGGCCAAUGAUGGAGAAAAUUAUGUACAGGACUCCUACUUAAUGAUCAAUCCAAGUGAGGCUGAGCAGCAAAGGAGUAGGCCAGAUGAUCAAAAAGAGAUGCAGGACUAUUUGAGCAAAAGUGAGGGCAUUUUACAGGUUGAAGAGAGACUGAAACAUCACAAACAAUUAAUAGAGAACCUGUGUGCUGAAAUUGAAAAAGAGGUACACGGUAUAUGCACGGAAAAAAUUGUAGAUGGUGUUCGCACAGAAGUAGCUGCUAAUGCUGAUUUGGAAAACUCAGAUUUGGAAAGUGUAAAAUACGAGCUGGAAAAAAGUAUGAAAGAUGGUCUAAGAAUCAACUCAUACCUGAGCUGCAUUCAGAAAGAACUUACAUACAGGGACUCACUGCUUCAAAAGAAGGAAAAAGAAUAUGAACUUCUUACAGAAGAAUUUAAUUUACUACAUGUUAAAGACAACAUUGAAACUAAGCUUCAGUCAAAUGAAGAGCCAUCCAAGGGCAGUGGCAUCUCCAGUAACAGCACUGCUGUUCCUGACUUUGUUCAUAGAGUGACUAAUCUGGACAUAAAUGAUACAGACUCUGACACUGGAAUAAGCUCUACACACAGUCAGGACUCUGAAAUAACUUCAGGAGACGUGGUACUGUUGUCAACAUAGUUGAAAACAGUAAUGCAUUUAGGAAAGGUUGUAUUUUGAGGAUAUUUAUAAGAAUUAGUAAACCUUUUUGUCUUAAAAGUUAAGCUCUUUAAGAUGUUAAAACUGUGGCACCGCUAUAGCAGCGUAAACACUGUCUAUUUAUGUCUUUAACAGUAUAUUUGUGCUGAAAUGUAUGGGCAGUAUCAUGAAUUUGCUGAUAGGUGCAAAGUUGUUGGCUCUGCUACAUCAAGACAGCCUGUUUAGAUCUUGUAAUAUUGAUACUCAGUGGAACAGGAGCAUUCUGACUGGCUUGGCCCAAAAGUUUGGAGAUUUGAUAUCCUUUGAUCUUUGAGUCCACUCCUGCAUCUAUCUAACUUUUUAGGAACAUGAAGUAGAGACUAGAGCAAACUAGACAGAGAGCUUUAUUUUCCGCUCUGUUACAUUAGCUUUAUUCAGAUGGAGUUUUGCUGCCAUGGAGCUGCUGUAAUGGAAUAUAUAAUUGAGCAUGUAAUUUGAUAAAAAUUAGUUUUCAUGAUAUAAGAAAUAUAAUUGUAUUUAUGUUGUAUUUUUAAAUUUAGUUUCAUCAGGAUAUUUUCAAAAACUCCUAAGUGCCAUUUUAAAAAUUACCUUACACACAUAGGUUUUUAAUUUUGAUUCUCUUUCAGCAGCACUUACCUGCUUUUAAGAUACUUAACCUCCCUACUUAUCUGCUGUUACCCUGUAGUUGUCCCAGUGAUGUUUAAGUCCACAUAGUUUCUGCCAGCAGGCAUGUCACAACUGCUUAUGUCCUGCUUGUGCGAGAUGCUCAAAUCCCAAACUCACGCUUAACCCCAGGGGCAUUUUCAGGAAGGCUUUCUCCUGCCUAUCUCACUGUUUGGAUCCAGUGUCUUAAGCCUCCUCAAAUAAUGACUACCAAAAAAAGCAUAACAGAAGCGACAAGCAGGGACUAGACAUUUUUGUCUUUGUCUAGACACGGUUUACCAAUAGGCAGCUAGUUACUAUUUUCACAUAGCAGGUAGGUUGUCAAAUUCCAUAUUAUAAUGUUUUGGAGCAGGAACCUGUAAAUCCUAUUUCCUCCGUGAGGACUAUGGGAUACAGCUAAAACUGAUCCACUUUAUGUAGCUAAUUCAAUAUUAGGCCCCAGAUAAAA
Molecule: messenger RNA, 2633 nt
Organism: Empidonax traillii (willow flycatcher)
Lineage: Eukaryota; Metazoa; Chordata; Aves; Passeriformes; Tyrannidae
Gene: RASSF9
Product: Ras association domain family member 9
Exons: 2
Coding region: 182-1504 (440 amino acids)
Biological process (GO): signal transduction
Source: RefSeq, a predicted model, not a curated record